GCGCUGUGGUGCGUCACAACAACGGAAGCAUCUGCUUGUGCUACUUUCACAUAGCGCAGAUCCGCGGUGGAAGAUGUGUAGCUUGACAUAAGUUGUGUAAGUAUGUCAAAGUUGUCAAUGAAAGAGCAAAGUGGCUGUCGAAAACUGUUGAGAUUAUUACCCCUGGACGACUUGUUCGCCCUUAAAGAUACAGUAACGAAUCGACUGAUCGCUGUAGAGAGCACGCAAGAGGCCAUUGAGGCCAUCAUAACUUACUCACAAGAUGCCGAGGAGCUCCUCAAGAGAAAGAAGGUGCACCGGGAUGUCAUUUUUAAGUAUCUUGCCAAUGAAGGAGUUGCUAUGCCCCCUAAUAGUGAUAAACAACAGCUGAUCAGGAGAACCAUUGAGUACUGGUCAUCUGGUGAGAUCUCAAAGCGUGAGAAGAACACAGUGGUUUCAGAAGAUGUUGGAGAUGGUCUGUCAGACCUUCCAGCUUUGGGAAAACAGUUUUGCCAGUGGUUCUUCGCUCUUCUGAACUCUCAAAACCCCACUCAAGGGCAGCCGGCUCAAGAUUGGGGUCCUCAGCAUUUCUGGCAGGAUGUGAGACUUCGGCUUCUCUUAUGUUCUGGAGAGCGGCAGGUCGAUGAGUUCAGCGGGGCAGAGCUGGUCAGCCAGUGGCUUCAUGCUUUUGCAGGACAAGAGCAUCUGUUGUUCUGCCCAAACUUGGAGGGUCAAGGGUUAAAGUGUAUAUCUUCAGCUCAUGGACUGGUGUUAGUGGCCAUAGCCGGGACCAUCCACCGUGACAAUGCCUGCCUUGGGAUUUUUGAGAAAGUGUUUGGCCUCAUUCGCUCACCAAUGGACAAUAAUCGCUGGAAAAUAAAGAUUGUGAAUAUGAAAGUGGAAGCACAAAGUGGCAUCACAGACAAACAGUUACCAGUUAUUACAUACGACUCAAAAGAGUUGCUGAGCCUUUGCGACUGAGAGUCCGAGAUCCUCACAAGGUUUGUUUGGACAUGUUUUGACUCGGCAGUGAAGUCUGAAGUCUUAACACAGAUGAUGUACUGUGUAAACAACUUUAUUGUGGGAUAGAUAUUCAUCUGUAAAAGGAUCUAAGUUUGUAUUUUUUAUUUAUUUUUUUUACUUGAAGGACAGUUUCCAGUCAGUUUGAACCCUAGCAAAAUAUUUCUUUAAAAUGUAUUUUAUUGAUUUAUUAUCCCCAUUAUUAUUAUUGUUGUUUUAAAUAGAAAAUCUAAAUUAAUGUUUAUUUAUAUGGAUUGAACAACUUAAAGUUAC
Messenger RNA from Sinocyclocheilus rhinocerous, 1272 nucleotides. RefSeq lists its product as uncharacterized. NCBI's taxonomy places the organism in Eukaryota, Metazoa, Chordata, Actinopteri, Cypriniformes, Cyprinidae. The coding region runs from base 103 to 960 and encodes 285 amino acids. The record is from RefSeq and is a predicted model, not a curated record. The transcript is spliced from 3 exons.